Molecule: messenger RNA, 3337 nt
Organism: Oryctolagus cuniculus (rabbit)
Lineage: Eukaryota; Metazoa; Chordata; Mammalia; Lagomorpha; Leporidae
Gene: B3GNT7
Product: UDP-GlcNAc:betaGal beta-1,3-N-acetylglucosaminyltransferase 7
Biological process (GO): poly-N-acetyllactosamine biosynthetic process; protein O-linked glycosylation
Cellular component (GO): Golgi membrane
Molecular function (GO): UDP-glycosyltransferase activity; hexosyltransferase activity
Source: RefSeq, a predicted model, not a curated record
ACACUCUGGAAAAUUUCACCUCUCCUUCCAAGGUGGGGGGAGGGGGUCCUUGAGCCUUAAGGAAAGGGUUUGAAGGGGUUCUCCAGCCCAGGCCCAGGGACUUGGGGGCUCCCUGUGUGGCCCUGGGCAGGAAAGCGACACCCUUCACUGCCAUCCCUGGGCAACGGGCUGGGGCUGGGCCCAGGGCCCCCCUCCAAGGCCGGGCAGGCCCCAGGCUUUGCUCGAGGUGGGACCACAGGCUUUGCACCUCCACUUCCUCCCGUGUGAGACAGAAACAACACAUGCUUCCAGGACUGAGUCACCAGGCACCAUAUUGUGGCGCUCAGUGACUGCGAGCCCAGCUGUGCAGACCUGCAGACACACACUGCGCACACACACCGCGUCCACGCGAGCCCGCGGCCCUUCUAGGUGCCUCUGGGCGCUCAGCACUGGGGCCCGGACGUGCAACCAGACCGCAGCGGCCACCCGCAACAGGGCCUUCUGCAGCUGGAAGAUUCUCGAAGUCCCCUGUCUGGGACGCCCCGCACCCAGACCUGCAUAUUCUGUGUCUGCACGCAGCGCGCCCCCACCUCAAGAAGAGCAAAGCCUGGCUGGAGGAAAAAAAAAAAAAGUUUUAAGAAAUAUGUUGGUGGACGAACCGAAAGGGGCCUUUCUGGGGAGGUGAGGGCUUCCCCAGCCGCGGCCUGGGCUGGGGCGCUGAGCCCGGCUUCCUCUGGUCCCUCCAGGAGGGUCGCGGGCCCGGGCCAGGGUAACUAAUCCGCGGGCCUAGGAAGGGGUCAAGGGGCCAGAGGGGACGCACCCAGCCCGGGGCGCCGCUGGGGACUUGGAGACCGGCGGGCGGGCGUCCGGGUCCCGCGCGUGCGCGCACCCAGAAGGGGCCGGCGACCCCAGGAGGCCCCGCGCAACCCAGGGGCAGAGGGGACCCUCCCGCGCGCCCGGGGCCCCUGGGAAACUCGGAGCCGCCCCGCCCGCGGGCAGUGGCGAGGGCCGGGGGCGCUGAAGGGGUUAAUGCACCUGGGCCGCCGCCGCCCCUGCGGCCCCUCCUCCCGCCGCCGGGAAGAGGAAAGUCUCGGCGGGGGCGCGGCCCGGCCUCCGCCCCCGCCCGCUCGCCAGCCCGGCUGCACCGACCCAGCCGCGGCGCACAGAGCUGCGACCCGCGCGUCCCGCUCCGCCGCCCGGCCGGGCCGCCAUGUCUCUGUGGAAGAGAACCCUGUACAAGAGUGUGUGCCUGGCUCUGGCCCUCCUCGUGGCCGUGACGGUGUUCCAGCGCAGUCUCACGCCGGGCCAGUUCCUGCAGGAGCCCCCGCUGCCCACCCUGGGGCUGCCGAGGGCCCAGAAACCCAGCGGAAACCUGGUGAACCCCAACAGCUUUUGGAAGAGCCCGAAGGAUGUGGUCGCCCCCACGCCCGUGGCCCUCCGGGGGCCCCAGGCCUGGGAUGUGACCACCAACAACUGCUCAGCCAAUACCAACCUGACCCACCAGUCCUGGUUCCAGGGCCUGGAGCCGCACUUCCAGCAGUUUCUGACCUACUCCCACUGCCGCUACUUCCCCAUCCUGCUGAACCACCCCGAGAAGUGCAGGGGCGAUGUGUACCUGCUCGUGGUCGUCAAGUCCGUCAUCACCCAGCACGACCGCCGCGAGGCCAUCCGCCAGACCUGGGGCCUGGAGCGCGCGUCCGCGGGCAGGGGCAGGGGCGCCGUGCGCACGCUCUUCCUGCUGGGCACGGCUUCCAAGCAGGAGGAGCGCACCCACUACCAGCAGCUGCUGGCCUACGAGGACCGCCUGUACGGCGACAUCCUGCAGUGGGACUUUCUCGAUAGCUUCUUCAACCUGACGCUCAAGGAGAUCCACUUCCUCAAGUGGCUGGACAUCUACUGCCCCAGCGUCCCCUUCGUCUUCAAGGGGGACGACGACGUCUUCGUCAACCCCACCAACCUGCUGGAGUUCCUGGCCGACCGGCGGCCGCAGGAGGACCUGUUCGUGGGGGACGUCCUGCAGCACGCCCGGCCCAUCCGUAGGAAAGACAACAAGUACUACAUCCCGCCGGCGCUCUACAGCAAGGCCAGCUACCCGCCCUACGCCGGCGGAGGCGGCUUCCUCAUGGCCGGCGGCCUGGCCCGGCGCCUGCACCGCGCCUGCGACACCCUGGACCUGUACCCGAUUGACGACGUCUUCCUGGGCAUGUGCCUGGAAGUGCUGGGCGUGCAGCCCACGGCGCACGAGGGCUUCAAGACUUUCGGCAUCUCUCGGAACCGCAACAGCCGCAUGAACAAGGAGCCCUGUUUCUUCCGUUCCAUGCUGGUCGUGCACAAGCUCCUGCCCGCCGAGCUGCUGGCCAUGUGGGGGCUGGUGCACGGCAACCUCACCUGCUCCCGCAAGCUCCAGGUGCUCUGACCCCCCCACCCCCAGGCCUCCAGGACGGGCCAGGGCGCGGGCUCUUGGGUCCCCAGCAUCCCCGGAAGUGCUGGAAGGGGAUGUGGUGGGGGAGCAGGUAACCGGCGAGGUGGCUCCCCGUGGUCGUCAUUUCCAGGAAACCCAGGCACGGCGGGGGCUGCUCAGACUGGAGGGCGUCAGAGGGGCCAGGACGCUCCUCUCCUGGGCCUGUGGCCCAGCCCCCUCCGCCCCCGUGAGAGGCCCUGGCGGCCUCGGAAGAAAGCUCGUGUUCAGGUGCGCCGGCUUGGCCUGGCCCUGGUAGGUCGGUGGCCACCACAGGGCAGAGUCUCUGUGAAAUGCCUCGGUCUCCCCCCAGGGCCCCUGCAGGAGAAACAACCCUGUGCAGGCUCACAGGGCCUCCCGCCUCCACCCCACCCCCGCAGCCCACGGCCCGGGGCUCCUGGGACAGGGAGGCCCAGCAGGCUCCCCGCACAGCCCCCCCUGCCCGCGCCCACCCGUGCGCGCUCCGACUACCUCAGCGCCCCUCAGAGCCCAGCCUGGGUGCGGGCUGCAGCCCCACCACACCCCGACACGGGGCUGCCGAGCAGGCUCCUGGCCCCAGAGCCCUGGUGCUGCCCGGCGCCAGCCCCAGCCGAGGCCCCUCCCUGGAUGUGGACAUUUUUCUGUUACUGUGAAGUUUUAUUUAUGAAGAAUGUGGAGGGAGAAGGCUCCAGGCCUCCGGAGGCGGGGGACCCCCUUCCCUGCACCCCCACGCCCUUCCCAGCCCCGGCCGCACCUCUGCCUCCCCAGGGCGCCCCGCAGACCAGCAUCGCCCUUGCUCCUGUGCAGGGAGGCCCAGGCCCUGGGGUGGGUGCAGAGGGCGCGGCCCCUACCUCACAUUGGAGUCACCUGGCGAAGAGGGAGGGCUCAUCUCUAUUUUCUCAAUAAAACGGGACUGGUUUC